AUGGCUUCUGAUGUUUCUCCUCCAUGUGAGGAAGAGGAGAAGGUGAGGAGGAGGAGGAAGAGUAGGGAGGUGAGGAAGAAGAAGGUUCAGGCAGAAGACAUUGAGGAGUUGACAUCAGCCGGUCACAGAGCUCUGCAGGAGGGGCGGAGCCGAGACGCCGUGAGCUGCUUUAACACUGCGCUACAGGCUGCUCAGCAGGUGAGCUCAAAGGUCACAGGGGUUGUCAGGAUUGGCUGUCGUGUUUUUAUGGUGGUCGAUUUCCCAUCAUGCUCUGCUCCACAGCUGGAGGACAGGAGAGUCCUACGCGCCUGCUCCUUUAACUUGGGUGCUGCAUACGUGGAGGCGGGGCAACCGAAGAAAGGUCUGGAUAUCCUGCAUCAGGCUCAGCCCGGUCCAAAGGCCGACUGCCUCCCAGACCUACAGUUUAACCUGGGCCUGGCCCACAAUGCACUGGGGCAGAGCAGAGAGGCCGCCACCUACUUCCUGCAGGCUGCUCAGCUGUACAGGUCACAGGGAGACGGGAAGAACGAGGGCGACGCCUGCGUGGAGCUGAGCCGCUGCUACAGCCAGACACGGGUCAGAACCAGAACUACAGUCAGAACCAAAAACUAGAGCCAGAACCAGAACUACAGUCAGAACCAAGAACUGUAGUCAGAGCCAAACUACCGUAAGAACCAAGAACUACAGUCAGAACCAAGAACUAUAGUCAGAACCAAGAACUACAGCCAGAACCAGAACUACAGUCAGACCCAGACCCAUAGUCAGAACCAGAGCUAAAGUCAGAACCAAGAACUAUAGUCAGAACCAGAACUACAGUCAGAACCAAGAACUAUAGCCAGAACCAGAACUAUAGUCAGAACCACAUUUAUAGUCUCUGUAACUUCUCUCACUUGUAUCUUAUUGUUCUUUUAAUAGCAGUCAGUUUGUUUGUGAACAGGUGCAUCAUAACAGCAGUCUGUAUGUGUGUGUGUGUGUGUGUGUGUGUGUAGGACUGGUCUCAGGCGGUUCACGGUUGCCUGCGAGCUGCAGAAAGUUACAAAUUGGUAGCCAUGUUGGAUUCUGCAGCGGCUGCACUCAAAAAGGCAGGAAGUCACAUGAUCCAAUCAGAUCAGUUCAGCCAGGAUGACAUCAUCAGGGUUCUGACCGAAUGCCUGAGUCUGACGGACAACGUCACUGACCCGAGGAUUCUGGGUAAUCACAGAGCAGAUGUUUCUGUGUUAAUGUCAAAAUAACAACAUUGUUUUAAUGAAGGCUUUUUAAAUACAGGUGAGUUGUACCUGUCAGUGGGUGUGUCUUACUGCCGGAUCAGGUGUUUCCAGGAGGCGGUGCAGUGUUUCCACCAGGCCCUGGGUCCAGCAGCUCAGCAGCCCCCCCUGCUGGCCAAAGUUCUGCACAACCUGGGAGCCGCCCUGAACUCGGAGGGCUGGUUCUCACCUGCCGUCCCCUACCACAGACUGGCUGCUGGACUGUACGGUGAGUCAGCUGUCAAUCAUCCCAUCACCUGUCAAUCAAUAAUCAUCAUGUUGGCCACGUUAAUUCACAUUCCUGGACACAUCUGUGUUUUUGUGUGUAUGUGCAGGCUCCCUUGGUUGCCGUGGCGAUCAAGCUCAGUGUUUCAGUAACCUGGGGAUUGCCUGUAGUCAGCUGGGUGAUGAUGAGGAGGCAGCAGAGAGCUUCAUCCUCGCUCUGCAGGGAUUCAGAGACACAGGUCUCCUCUCUGACUGUGACACAUUUAUUCAUGGUUAUCACCAUUUUCUGUUUUAGAGCAAUUUUGAAUUAAUGAGAGUGAAUCUAAACUUUUCAUCACAUUUGGAAUUUACCCCUGUGUGUCAUUAAAGGGAUAUUCCGGCGUAAAAUUAAUUUAAGGUCAAACACAUCGUAACAACGUGUUAGACACCCCCUCCAGAUAUGAAUGUUGCAGACCGCUUGCUUCUCUAGUUAUACAAACUUUAGUAACGACUGCAGGACAGCAAUACACAGUGGUCUGAGGAGCCAUACUCUCUUCCAGCAGCCGCUUGUUUGUAGUGAGACCUCAGGCCAGUCCAUUACGGACUAGAGUGGGGUGACGCAGCUCAAGGAGGAACAUUUAUGAUCAUUACUUUAUAAUUUCCUUGAAGUAAUAAUCAUCAUAUCAAUAAUUUUGCUCUGCAGACGCCGUAGUUGUUCUGCCUUUGCGUCUCAGUCUGAUUGUAUUUCCGUGAAGAAAUGAUCAUAAAUGUUCUUCGUUGAGCUGCGUCACGCCGAUGUAGUCCCCAAUGGACUGGCCUGAGGUCUCACUACAAACAAGUGUCUGCUGGAAGAGAGUACGUGAGUUGUAGUUAGUCUCUUUGCUAAAGAAAUUAGUCCAAUUAAAAAGAUGUUUGGUGGCUAGUACUAUGGCUGGGACCCUAUAUGUCCUGUUGAUGAAGUUAGGUGCUGUUCUGAGCAUUAUUUGUGGCUAUAGAGUGGUGUUUUGGUUGAGGUAUGUUUAUGGCUCCUCAGACCGCUGUGUAUUGGUAUGUGCGGUCGUUACUAAAGUUGGUAUAACUAGAGAAGCAAGCGGUUGGCAACAUUCAUCUCUGGGGGGUGUCUAACUUGGUGUUUGGGUGUGUUUGAACCUAAAUUAAUUUUACACCAGAAUAUCCCUUUAAAGGAACAUCUUAUCUUACAUCAUGUUUGCUGCUCCGCUCAGACUGACAAAAUCAGGUUCAUCUGCAGCAGAGAUAAGAUUCAUGGAGAGACUAAGAGCUGAAACCCUUUCUCUCUCUCUCCCUCUCUGUCUCUCUCUGUCUCUCUCUCUCUCUCUCUCUCUCUCUCUCUCUCUCUCUCUCUCUCUCUUUCUCUCUCUCUCUCUCUCUCUCUCUCUCCGUCUGCAGAGAACUACCUUGCUGAGGUCCAGUUGUGUGAGUCGUUGGCAGAGUGUUACCUGAGGCAGAGGAAGAAGCAAAAAGCUGUUCAGCUCUACAAACAAGCUCUGAGCGCGCUCACUAACUGCCAGGUAACUUCAUAUAUAUAUACACUGUAUAUAUAUAUAUAUAUAUAUAUAUAUAUAUAUAUAUAUAUAUAUUUAAACGCUAGAUAUUUUACACACGCUGUUAGCCAAUGGAGACCGACGUCUGUGCAUAAAGGCCAUCUUGCUUCAGGUAGCUCGCCCACUCCUAACAUUCCAGUCUACGGUUCAUGUAGCAUUUAAAUAACCAUAGAUUGAUUAAUUUUAAACUGAUUUUCAAACGGUUUGGUUUGUAACAAACCUCAGAGUUUUAGCUGUGUUCCUGCAUACUCAAGAAUAAUUUUAAGCAUGGAUUUACAUAAAUAAACAUUAAGCAGAUAGGUAGAGCAAUAGCUAUAGGCCUACACACACAAGGCAGUUUUAUUAAAUCAUUUAUAUAUAAAACAUUUAAUCAUUUCAUGUAUGUUAUAUUAGUAAUGUGUCUAUCAUAGGGAUAACAUAAUAACAUAUAACAAUAACAUAUAUGUGUUUAUUUUCAAUAUAAAUUUCUGCCUCAUGUUUCCAUUUUAGAUGUUUUUAACAAACCAAACAGUUUGGAAAUAAUGUGCAACUUAAGUUAUGUUGAAUCAAAAGAGCAUUUCUGCCUCUUUAACUGAUAUAAAAUUACUGGGUCAACUUUGUAAUAUGUACUUGGUCUCACUCACAGCAGGUUUGUUAGCCAAGUUAGACAGCUGAUAAACACAAGAACAUCCACAAAGACUGACACUUAGACUAAAUAAAAAAUAGGCUGCCAUGCAAGAAAUUAAAAUCUGGAUUGUGGCCUCAGCCUUGACAAAGCGACUCAGAGUUAGCCCUUGCACGCAAAUAGCCAUGAAACAACUGUGCUUCAUGAUUAAGUCUUUUUUUUCUCUCAAAGUAAAUCUGUCAUUUUAAUAUGUCCAAGCAUCCCGACUCAUAGCCACAUUAUUAAGGUCUGUAAUAAACAAAACCAUUUGUGAAUCUGUCAAGAUUUCAGCGAGUUAAGAAUAUUUUUGAUCAUGUAGAUUACUCACCUCCCUUCAGCUACCAUAGAGCGUACCAGAAUGGUAUACUGGAGUAAGAUGGCCGCCGUGUACGGACGCCGGUGACUCCGCCUUGAGUUAUCUAGCCUUUCUUAUAGAUAUCUACGGGUAACUCCAAACACCUGAGUGUUUCUGUCAGAGGUCAGAGGUCACGGUUCUGACUCACCUGAUAUUUUCAGUCUCAGGUUUUCGAUUUUUUCUCCCAGGAAUCCUCUGGGGGUCUGCGAGACCGCCUUGUAGACCGUCUGACUGCAGUCCUGCAGGAUCACUUCACACAGAGGCCGCACCCACUCAGACCAAACCCUUGCCAACCACCUGUCAGGAGGAAGAAUGAUGUCACACGAAGUCCAGGCCAAAUGUCCAAUCAGAUAUUAGACCACCACAGAGGGGAGGGGCCAAGUCAGUCUUUUCGUGACAAAUAUCACACACUUCACUCUGUGAGAUUACAACACAGUAAAUUUCCCAGCAUCCCGUUCUGCCCACAGAUCGAGGUACCACAGGCAGACAGGACACAGCAGGGGGUUCUGGGUCUGCACCUGACUACAUGAGCGUGGUACCUGGACCUCACAGGUAACACACAGACCUCUGCAGGGCCGAGAGCCUCAGGUUGAGAACCUUCCAGCUUUGACAGUUUGUUUCUGAUUCCAGCUCAGAGCAGAAGGAGCCACCGCAGGACGGUGAGUAACCACAUGUACUGUGACAGUAAUCAGCUCUAAGGUCACGAGGUGAAGGCGUGACGUACCUGCGUUUGUGUUUCCAGGUGAGCUGUGGUCAGAAAGAGAGAACCCGCCCACUUACAGGUAAGUGACACCUGUCAAUCAAUCACACAAAGUUUUAUUAAACAGAUAUAAAAAAUUAUCAAUUAAAUUCAUAAAACCUAUAUGUGAGCUGAGCUGUGAUUGGCUGUCUGUCAUUCUGGACCGUCAGGGGGCGGGGCUUUGAAAACACGUCACCGCAGUGUUUCCACAGGUCGGAUGAUCUGGUUACAAACUCACCAAUUUGUUUUCAUUUCAGUGAAACUUCAUUAGUCCAGGAGACACAAGCGCCACCCUCUCUCCCAGGUGACACCACAGAGGCCACGCCCCUCUUGGACAGCUGGAGAUCUCGGUUCUGUUCAGUGAUGUAGACUCACCUGAUGCUGUGACUGAUCAUAUUCUGACUUUGGUUUCCAUGGAAACACUGCAAACAGGAAGAAGUGGACUCUACAGAAUAUGUGACUUGAUGAUUUUUAUUUUAUUUUGAAGGUUUGCUCUGAAUUAAAGCUUCUUUCUUUUACUACUUUAUCAGGCUUUUAUUGUGAAAUACAAGUCUGGAAGUCCUGUGGAGAAUUCUAAUGUCCAUAACAACAUCUUAAUAAAUCCUUUGAUUUGUACUGAUUCUGUGGAGUUUAUUUGUCAGUUAAUCAAAUAUUUAUAAAACUAUUAUUACAAUUAUUGUGACGGCAGGUUUACUACAACUGAGGAUUUUAAUCCUGCUCAGAUGAUUUUAAAACUUUAGGUUUUAAAGAAUAAAUGUUGUAAAAUAAACAAAUAACCCACUAAUGAAGCCAAACUAGUUUUUUUUUACUUUACUGAUCAAUUAAAAUGUUGAUCAAUAAAUUACAUCCUUGAUCAGCUUUACUGUGAGACAAAAAGAGGGAAAAAAGGUUCAUUCAGCUUCAGAUCUGAUCUGGAAUCAGUGGCAGAAAUCAGUGAAACACAUACAAUGAAACACACAGUGAAACACACACAUACACACACACACACACAAACACACACACUUGGAGCUCCUCCCCCUGCUCGGAGCUCUGCAGGUUUCUCCUCAGUCUUCAAGGAGCUGCUGCAGCAAACAGACCUGGACUUCUCAGGAUCGAACCAGAACCAUUUUUUUUUUUGAUUCAGGGUACUUCAGGGAUCUUUGAGGAUCUUCGUCAACUCUGAGGACCUAUGGGGGUCUCUGUGGAUAUCUGAGGACCUGUGUUGGAUCCUGGGCAGAGAACAUGAGGACCAUCCAGAGCUGCUGAUCAGGUAAAUUCACAGAUUCUUUCACAACAAGAGCCUCACAGAAACAGCGCUCUGCUUUUUUAAACGUUCAGUUGUGUUUAAAAAUGAUCAAUCAAUCUGGAUCAAUAUUUAGACUUAUCUAGACUGUUCAAUAACUAAAACAUAAUAACUUAAUUUUAACUCAUAAGUGACUUUCCUGAAGGGGGCCAUACAAAAAAAAAAAACUACAGAUAUCUUUAUAUGUGUAAAAUGUCAAAAAUAUAUCUGUGAAUAACAACCAUUAAAGGCUGCAGCAGGUGAUGAACAGGGUCUUCUGUAUCAGAGGGUGUCUGUGCUCCACAGGCGGAAACUGUACAAUCACCAUCUUUGUAUCUGUCAAAGAACACAGAAGAAGGUUAGAGAUACACCUGACCAACAGUGAUCAACAAUGACCAGUGAUGGAAACAAUGACAACAAUAACAACAAUGACAAACAAUGACCAACAAUGACCAGUGAUGGAAACAAUGACAACAAUGACCAACAAUGACUAACAAUAACCAACAAUAACCAAUGAUAACCAAUAACGACCAACGAUGACUAACGAUGACAACAAUGACCAAUGAUAACCAACAAUGACAACAAUGACCAAUGAUAACCAACGAUGACAACAAUGACCAACAAUGACUAACAAUAACCAACAAUGACCAACGAUGACUAACGGUGACAACAAUGACCAACGAUAACCAACAAUGACCAACAAUAACCAAUGAUGACAACAAUGACCAACGAUAACCAACGAUGACAACAAUGACCAAUGAUAACCAACGAUGACAACAAUGACCAACAAUGACUAACAAUAACCAACAAUGACCAACGAUGACUAACGAUGACAACAAUGACCAACGAUAACCAACAAUGACCAACGAUAACCAACAAUGACCAACAAUAGCAAUGAUGACAACAAUGACCAACAAUGACCAAUGAUAACCAACGAUGACAACAAUGACCAACAAUUACUAACAAUAACCAACAAUGACCAACGAUGACCAAAGAUGACAGGGAUGACAGCAAUGAUCUUCAGUGACCAACAAUGACAAAUGAUGACCACCAGUGACCAACAAUGGCUUUCAUCAGCUGAUUACCAUCUGUUUAACUUUUUUUUUUCAGUUUAAUCAAUGUGCUUGAUUCUUUUGAAGCAUCUGCUGCAGAGACUUGUGGUAUGUUUGUGUGUGUGUUAGUGUGUGUGUGUGUGUGUGUGUGUGUGUGUGUGUGUGUGUGUGUUUUAUGAAAUUAUUGAUCCAGGAGAAGAUGGGAGAACUGACACCCUGUAGAGAAAAAGAGAGAGUGGUUGCCAAGGUGACACCAAGACCACACUCACACUGCCUCCAGAAAUAAACUGUGAUAGCUCUGCACAGAAACCUGACCUCAGGGUGUGUGUGUGUGUGUGUGUGUGUGUGUGUGUCUGAUUAAUCAAUACAAAACCUGAAACUUUGUUGAUAUUCUAGUGAAAGGGCUUUUAUCUGCUUUUAUUUUGAAGGGAGUUUCAGGUGCACACAGGAAGUCUAAAUAAGGGCGGGACUGAAUGUUUCAUGGUAAUAUUCUAUAGAUAUUUUGUCUUCUGCUCUACAGGAUGUCAGGUAACUGGUCCUUCCUGAGACUAUCAACACUAACCCCACCCACUAGCGCUAUAACCCCACCCAAUUCCAACACUUCCCAGUAUCCCCCCUUCUCAGACUGGGAAGCUCCCAGCUUCACCCGUGCCGCUCAGUUCCGUGUCGGCGCCACCUUCGUCCUCUUCCUGUUUGCCGCCAGCAGUAACCUGGCCCUAUUAGUCAGUGUGUGGUGUGGGCGUGGUCGGCGGCUGGCAUCUCAUCUCCGGCCGCUAAUGCUGAGCCUGGCGUCAGCUGACCUGAUGAUGACCUUUGUGGUGAUGCCUCUGGACGCCGUGUGGAACAUCACAGUGCAGUGGUAUGGAGGAGACGCCCUCUGUAAGCUGCUCUGCUUCCUGAAGCUGUUCGCCAUGUAUGCCGCCACCUUCAUCCUUGUGGUCAUCAGCCUCGACCGCCAGCACGCCAUCCUGCACCCACUGGACGCUCUGAGCGCACACUGCAGGAACAGACGCAUGCUGCUGAUGGCCUGGAGUCUUAGCCUGCUGCUCGCAUCACCACAGGUAAACACCAGCACAGGUAACAGUCAUCAUGUUUCAUGGAGUUGAGAGCAUGUCUGCCUCCCAGGUCCAUGUAUUAUCCGUCCAUUCAAUUAUUCCAUUCAAUCUAGUAAAUGAAAAACGAAAAAAAAAUAGUCAAUAUUUUGUUUAUUUGUUUUUCUGUAUAACCAAAAAAUUAAAAGAUUAGUGUUUGUUUUCGUAUUUUCAGUUCAAAACAGAAUACAUAAUAGAGAAGGAAACGAAAACAAAAAAAUAAAUCUAUUUUUCAUUGUCGGGUUAUUGAUGUCCCCAUUUCCCACGGUGCCUUUCUACUGUUCGCACAUGCGCAUUGCACAACAAAGUCGCCAACAACGUGGACCAAAAACUCCAGGCCAGAGCGGUAGAGAAAGCCUAUCCUGCUGUCAUGGAGAUGGACGCAUCCUAAGUAUUAGUCAAAGCCGCCAGGAGGGUCACGCUGAAGAAAAAACUCAGCGUUUCAGUUGCCAAGUCGGAAAAAAGCAGAAUCGGAGGCCCAAAACAAGAUGGCUACAUCUACGAAAGUUAUACUAGCGCCUUCCUUGUCCGCAAGCGCUAAAGUAACUUUGGUAGAUGUAGCCACCUUGUUUCAGGCCUCCGAACUUGCUUUUCUCCGACUUGGUAACUGAAACGCUGGGAACUCAGGUGUGACGUCAUUUUCAACUACGACAUCUGACUUCUGAGGUAACUUGAACGCAACAUUAAUGCUGAUUGGUUUAUAUUGCGUGGUGCCUUCUGUGGUUGGUUAGAUUUAGGCAUAAAGGACUAAUGGAUUGUUCUGGGAUUGGUCCGUCAAUCAGAGUUACUUAAACUACGGCUAGCCAAGUUUAUUAUCACGAAAAAAAUCAAUACAGAGUAUUGAACGAGGAAAUAUAAGCGUGAGAAAUGUCAAGUGUGGUGUGUGGUGUAAGAAUGGGUCAAAUUGCGUGACAGUCAAACUCAAAGCGUGACGCUCGGCAGCUCUGUUGUCUGACUGUUUUGUAGAUCAGUUUGAGGAUUUUAAACUCUGUACUAGAUUUAAGAAAAGGGGGAGGAGCCUGAAUUACACCUGAAGUAGUGAGUAAACUCCACUCAUACUGACUGUGAUAUAAAUCUACUAAACACGCCUACAGACUGUGAACUGUGAUUGGCUGCCUCUGUCUGUUCCUCAGCUCCUGCUCUCUGAUCAGAACACUUAUUAUUCAUGUUUCCUCUUCUCCAUCUUUUCCUGCUGAAUAUUUCAUGAAGCUGCUGCAGAUAACAUCUUUACAUCACACUGUUAUAAAUGAAUAUUAAUGCUGAGCUCAUCUGAGCAGCUCUGAAGGAAACCUGGAGGUCAAACUGAGGAGCUGUGAUCACCUCAGUCUGAGGGCAGAGCUGUUCACAUGAUUUAACUUUAUCAUCACUUCUCAUCUGUGCUGAGGGUCAGAAUCCCUGAGAUAAAGUCCUCCUGCUGCAGGUUCACAGUUUUCUGUUUCAGUCUGAACCUGAACUCAAAUCCUCCUGAACAUGAAAUCCCUGCAGGAAUGUUUCGAAUUAAAGUCGCCUCCUGCUGUUUGCUCCGGCUAACACCUCCCUUUAGUUUCUAUCAGGAAUGCUAACAAUGCUAAGAGGAUGCUAAGCAGAAACAGGCAGUUAGAAGGAUCACCUUAGGAGACCAGACCAAAACCAGGCUCAGGAGCGAGAACCUGAACCAUCAGAACCUCAUACUGAGGUGCUGUGAUACUAAAUACAUGAUGUUUAAUCCCAGAACUCCACCUGAGCUUCCUCUGACCCUCCACCUGUCCUCCUGCAGCUCCUGAUCUUCAGGGCGGUCCAGGUGGAGGGCGUCAACUUCACCCAGUGUGCCACUCAUGGCAGCUUCAGUCACCGCUGGCAGGAAACCAUGUUCAACAUGUUCCACUUCACCACGCUCUACAUCCUCCCCCUGCUGGUCAUGAGCUGCUGCUACAGCCGCAUCCUGCUGCACAUACACCUGCAGCACCUGAGGGACAGAGGUAACACACCUGAAACACACUUGAAACAUCUGCAGCACCUGAGGGACAGAGGUAACACACCUGAAACACACCUGAAACAUCCUGCUGCAUACACAUACAAGGAUAACAGGUAACACUGCAUCGACGUGUAAGAAAUGUGAACACACCUUCACACCUGCAGCACACUUGUAUCUGACUGUAAACAUGUGACACACCUGUAAAAACACACACCUGUGACACACCUGAACCACCAACUUCACCCUUUAUUUCCUGACAUUGUGACAUAACUAACAUAGCCCCUCCCUCUUUCAGCAGGUGAGUCGUACCUGAGGCGCAGUGGCACUGACAUCAUCCCAAAGGCUCGGAUGAAGACGCUGAAGAUGACCGUGGUCAUCGUGCUGUCCUUCGUGGUCUGCUGGACACCGUACUACCUGUUGGGGAUCUGGUACUGGUUCCACCCUGAUAUGCUGCAGGUCACACCUGAGUGCGUCCACCAUGCCCUCUUCCUGUUUGGAAACCUGAACACCUGCUGUGACCCCGUCAUCUACGGCUUCUACACGCCCUCCUUCAGGGCCGACCUCGCCGCCUGCUGCCGCCGCACCAGGAUAGACACCCCACCUCGCUCUCCUGACCACCUAUCAGCAAGGCCUCACAGCAAGGGGUCAGAGCCUCCCACCAAUCAGCAGCCUGCAGUAGACUGA
Xyrichtys novacula (pearly razorfish) is the source of this 10789-nucleotide messenger RNA. Lineage: Eukaryota; Metazoa; Chordata; Actinopteri; Labriformes; Labridae. The record is from the annotation of a GenBank genome assembly.